UUUAGCUUUAUUAGUUGUUGAUAAUGUAAUUUAGAGUGAUAGAUAAAUAAAAAAGUACAUAAUGUUGGGGGGGGAAAUGGUCUCUUGUAUCAUGGAAAGAGUUGUGGUUUUGGCACUUGUUAGUUCUGCAGUGGGUGUUUUCCUCCAUUGGACAGGAAGACAUGACGGGGAAUGUGAGUGUUUGUGUGCAUGUGCAAUCAGUUAUUGUGUCUGAAAGACAUACAGACAUACAGAGUCUUUGGCUAGAGUUUGUUGGCCUGCCUAUUCACAAUGCUGUUGCCACAGGCUUUCUCUCUCCUGACCACCCUCACCCUCUCUACCACAUUUACUGGUGCUGUGGAGAUUGUUAGAGCAGCCAAAGGCAGUCCUUCCCACCUCCCUUGUCCCUCACCAUUUGGAUUUGACGGCAAAGUUGUUUUUAAAUGGACCAAAUUUGGAAGUCCUGGCAUUAUUUGCGAAUAUAAUGUGAAUAAAGAAAUCAGUUCAGUCAUAUCCUGUAAGUCUCAAUUCAAGGUAAUCGAACAACCUCCUAAACUGUAUGUUACAGAGCCAAAGAGCACUGACUCAGGUCAAUAUACCUGCUCAAUAUCAAGAGUCAUACCACCACCAACCAUUGAGAAUUCCUCCGUAGUCAAUCUUCAAGUUACAGUGCCUCCAGGUCUAGUCCUAGAGAGGCAGAACAGCAAUGAUCCUGGCUGCAUCCAGCUUCUCUGUACUUUGGAGGGCCUUGACCCACAGGACAUCAACUUCACCUGGACCCAACAAGGUCAGGGUUCACCGGAGACACUGUUGACCAAUCACAGCCUCUCUAAACUGAGCAGCAUUCUGACCCAGUGCCAAUCAGUGUUGAGAGAGGGCGACACAAUCACCUGCAACGUCAGACUCUUAGCCAAUAACACUGACCUGAGCAUGAGCAUCAGACUUCCCUACAGUGAACCAGAGACCUACCAUUGGAACAACCUUCUGACCAUCAUCUGUGUCAGCACAUCCAUCGGGGUUGUGGCCAUCGCAGCUGUCACCAUAAGUAUUUACAAAUGUCGGCAGAGGACCAGUGAUAAAGGCGAUUCCGUCUCAUACAACAACAAGGUGUACGAGAACUUCAAUUUCAGCACACAAACCCAACAGAGACAGACAACCACUGCAUCCAUCCAGGAACAAUGCAUUUAUGAGAACUAGACCAUCUUAAUCUCACUCUGACAGCCUCAUUCCUCUUUUUAGGCAAGUUCACAGAUGUUUGUAGCCUUUAGACCAUUUUCAAAUGUGGGAGUACUGUUGUAUGAUGCUUUACUAUCCCAGAUCAAGGUAUUGGUGAACCAUUGGACCAGUGUGUCUUGAAUACUAGAGGUAUUGGUGAAUCCAUCAACCAUUGUACCAGUGUGUCUAGAAUACUAGCUGAGUUGAACACAUCAAAGCUACAGGAAUAGUUAUUUAGUUUAACCUAUUAAAUUCUGACCCCCUCUGGUGGCAUUUUCUAAACGACCCAUAACUCUGUAUACUACCCUCAUAAUGUAAAUUUAGGUUUCAAAACUAGAAGUCCUACAAACGCUUAGUACUGUUAGAAAGGUAAGAACUGUGCGAUCCAGAUAAAGGCCACAGAAACGAUGUGACUACUACAAAGCCUGAGAUACAGCAGAAAUGUGCAGUUUUUGUUUUGUGUUUUUGAUUUUUUCAGUGGGGUGGGGGUCCCCCCAAUUGUCCCCAUGUUGGGGAAUAAGAGAUUUGAAAGUCUAAGUUUGAGAUAAAAUAUGUCACCAAUUACUAUUCCAAAAUAAAUAUCAGAUAUUUUACCUAAUGGUGGCGCUCUAAACAUGCGCAAAUUGGAACAGAGCCAUUGUAAAGGUGCAGGGCUUGCGCAAUGUGCCAAACCUUCAUUUUUCGCCUUACAGGAAUGGUAUACAUAUGAGGAGAAAGCUGAUGUCUCUACCUAUCCAUUGAUGUAAAAAUAUCCUGUCUGAUUCCCAAUUCAUCCAACAGAUAGCAGUAGGAGAUCACAUGACGUCUCUUGGCACCUUGAAACCAGUUGCGUCUGGUUUGGCUUGUGAGUCACUGUGCCAAAAUGGCUGAACUGAUUUUCAAGCCUGACAUCUUAAAAUGACCUAAGCAAGUUAUGGGGGGAGAUUCUUAUGACAUUGCCAGAAGUAUGAUUUGAGCUUGAUUUCCAAAAAGACAAGGCCUGUAGCUUUCAAAUGACAUGUCACCUUCUAUUUUCUGAAGAUUUGGUUUUUUUGGGGGGGGCUACCCCCCAAACUCACCGGGCCCUAUAUAGGGCCCCCCAAAAAACGCUCAGAGUUUAACAGGUUAAAAUAUAUCUGACAAUCACCCAAAAACUCUUUCCAAACAUUCACUCUAGGCAUAAAUUGGGUGGUUGCCAUUGAUAUCAUUAAAUUGUAUAUAACGUUUUCCUCUUGCUGUCCUUUUGAAUGUGAUAUAAAACCUUACUGUGCAUGUGUGAAUCACUCUGGAUAAGAGUGUUUGGGCCAAUGAUUACUGGUAAAUGAAUGUAAUGUCCUCAACACCUCGUUAGGGCUUAUUUUGUAUGAGAUUUGCAUGAUAAGAAUUUUUUAAUUUGGAGAUAAAGUCAAACCUAAUAUAUAAAUCCUGUGGACAUUCAUUGCUAAAUUAAAAUGUAGGAAACUGGUUUAAUGUACUGGUUAUCUGCGUUGCACAUGCAAAUUCAUGACUUUUCUUGACUUGUUCAGUUAUUACAAAUACACGUUGGUUGUUCCAGAAAAGGUUGAACAACUCUGAGUUCCUGUUUUAGAGCCAACGUUGCUGUCAAUUCUGUGGUCUGCUUUCACAUGACUGGAAACAAGUAUGGUGCAGCCUCUCACAUUCACCACUCAGCAAUGUUGUGGCCACUUCUGCAGGCCCCUCAGCAGUUUUCGCCAACAUUGACUGCAGUAUGCUUUUUGAUGUGGAGUUUUUUUAUUUUCUUCAGAGUGAACAAUGCGUAAAUUCUCUUUUUGCUCACCAAAUCCACUGAGAAUGUAUAUAAAAGGUCAGAUAAGGAUUUAAGAGUGGGAGGAGUGGUGGUGAUGCAUGUGGGUAUUUUUCACAUUUUGUUUUGCUUGACAACUUUAACAUAACAAAAAAGUGGCGGAAAAAUCUUGACUAACCUUUAACCUGACACUAAAAAGUCUAUAGACUGUCUUUCUUGGCCUAGUCCUAAUCUGAAAAGUAUUUUUUAGCACCCUAGCUCACUAUUGCUAUAUUACCUGCCUUGAUUCUAAAUAUAUGUUGUUUGUAUUGUAUGUUUUUUUGCCUAAGUAGAGCUUUAAGAUAACUCUGUAAUAAAAAGCGUUAUACAAUGUUAUUAUUAUUAUUAUUAUGUAAGUGUGUAAAAAUAAAUCUAGUUUACAUAAACUGUGAACUCUGUUUCAA
This is a messenger RNA of Coregonus clupeaformis (lake whitefish), 3381 nucleotides long. RefSeq lists its product as uncharacterized. The transcript has 5 exons. Lineage: Eukaryota; Metazoa; Chordata; Actinopteri; Salmoniformes; Salmonidae. Bases 271 to 1176 code for a protein of 301 amino acids. The record is from RefSeq and is a predicted model, not a curated record.